GCACCAUUUCCGACCGUUUUCUUUCAUUCCAAAACCCCAGACCCGCCCCCGCCCUCGCCCUCGCCCUCGCCAUCCCUCUCUCUCUCUAAACCCUAAAAAUCCGAUCGAAAUGUCCUCCAUAAACCUUAGCUGGAUGGGUGAAAACUGGUUCCAGAAGCCCUCUAAUCCCCUUCCUCUUUUCCAUUUCAACCCGUCCCAAAAAACCCAUUUACCAAAAACCGCCCAACCCCUGAAAUUCGCUUCCAUUGGUGUCGGAAACCUCUUCCAAAAGCCCCCCGAAAAGCCCCCCAAAAAGCACUCGGAUAAAUACAAGCGCAUGCUCGAUCAGUACUUGUGGGAGUGCGACAAUUUCCCGGACUAUCGUCACACCCCCGAAGUCGAGAAGAUCCUAGCCGACGAUCCGGUCUUCGAGAAAAAGGACAAUCCGACGGCUGCCGAGGUUGAAGAGAACAAGCGCUGGUGGGAGGAGUUCUCGAAAAACCCAGUUGUACAGUUUUUGCGGCGGGCUGAGGAUAUUGCUGACAAGAUUAAUGAGAUGGAACUGAAGGAGAACGAGGAGCCGUACCGGAGAGAGGACCGGAAGCUGUGGAAGUCGCUGCCGCAUGUGGUGGGGCCUGAUGGCCGGCCCAUGCCGAGGAAGGCGAUAAAAACGAAGGAGGAGUCGGAUGAUAAGUUCUGGGAUUUUGCGAGGCAGUUUUUCUUUGGGCUGUGGGGGUUCCGGCAGCGGUCGUACCCACCGGGGCGGCCCAUUGACGUCGCACAGGCGAUUGGGUAUAAGCGGCUUGAGAAGCGGUACUAUGACUUUAUCAUGAGGAGUGGCGGGUGGUACUAUAAGGACCGUCUGGGUCGUACAAGGGGGCCAUUGGAGCUAAUAACACUUAAAACUGCGUGGGGUGCUGGGAUAAUUGAUACAAACACAUUUAUCUGGGGCGAGGACAUGGAUGAAUGGGCACCUAUUGGGAUGGUUUAUGGCUUGGAGCAAGCAAUUGCCACGUGGGAAGUUAGAUUAGGUGCUGCGGCAACAGCUUUCAUUCACAAGUCGAUGAAAGGUAUACCUCCCUGGGUUCCUCUGAAGGGCCACGAAAAAAAGUCCUACGAGCAGCUUCAAGAAGAAGCAAUUGAAAGCAAGAAGCGUGACUUGGCUGUAAUGGAAGCAAAUGGAGGUAUUUGGCCUGGAGUCAAAACUCCAAGUCAUGCACUGUUUCUUUGGGCUAGUGGGUCUGAUCUCACCCCGACUUUAGAAGCAGAUCAUAUGCCCAACAAAUACAUCCCCAAAGAUCUUAGGAAGCAGUUAGCUAAAGUUAUCCCUGGUUUAAGGCCGUGGGAGGUUCUAAGCAUAGAGCAAGCAAUGGAUCAGAUCACAUACGAUGGGGAGUGGUACCGCGAACCAUUGGGUUCAUUCACAACAGGUCCUCCCUACAUCAAGAAUUGGAAUAAGGAUGUCAAGAGGAUGUUUAGGAUAUUCUACAGCCUCAGCUACAGAGUCUACAGCAAGCUAGACCGGUCAAUCCCCGGCUUCAGUGCUGUGAUGGGCAAGGUACGGAUGGAUUCUGCAGCAAGGGAGGCAAAACGGAAGGAAAAGAGAGCUGCAGAGAAAAGGGCGGAAGAUGAGGAGGCCAUCUAUGGGAAAGAUGCCGGGGAUGAUGAUGAUGAUUAACAAUGGCUGGCAUUAUUGUUUGUUAUUUUAUUUUUUAAUUUUUUCCUGUGAAGUUGGCCAGUUUUGAUUAUGAUGAACUUUAUAGAACUGUCAUUUGCAUGGGGUGUAUGCGUAAUGAUAAAGGCUUUUGGUUUUGAUACAGUGGCCCUGUUUUGGGUUUGUAAUUGGUUUUAGAACUCUUCCAAAUGAUCAAUUAAUAUAGGCAAUUGCUUUA
Magnolia sinica is the source of this 1871-nucleotide messenger RNA. Its product is annotated as protein TIC 56, chloroplastic. The transcript has 5 exons. NCBI's taxonomy places the organism in Eukaryota, Viridiplantae, Streptophyta, Magnoliopsida, Magnoliales, Magnoliaceae. The record is from RefSeq and is a predicted model, not a curated record. Bases 110 to 1657 code for a protein of 515 amino acids.